Molecule: messenger RNA, 1036 nt
Organism: Diorhabda carinulata
Lineage: Eukaryota; Metazoa; Arthropoda; Insecta; Coleoptera; Chrysomelidae
Gene: Gemin7
Exons: 2
Coding region: 94-390 (98 amino acids)
Biological process (GO): spliceosomal snRNP assembly
Cellular component (GO): SMN-Sm protein complex
Source: RefSeq, a predicted model, not a curated record
GCCAGAUAUAUUGGUUUUACUGUUGGAAGGAAUGUGUAGUUUGUUUUUAUCCACAUUUUAAACCUAACCUUAAAUAAAUCAAACGUACAAUGUAUGUAUCAGUCUAAACCACUAAAAAUAAGAAUGAAUAAUAAACAAUUAACAACAGAAGAACAAGAAGCUAAUGCAUUUCUCAGAAAUAGAUUUAUUCAUUACCUGUCAUCGAUAUGUGGCAAUCAAAAGGAAUGCGUUAUAAAUAUGUAUACAAAUACACAAGUUACUGGAAAAGUAAAAGCCGUAGAUUUAAAUUUUGAGAAUAUCAUAGUUGAAAAUCUGAAAACACCUGUACCACCACCUUUAAAAAUGGGUGUUUUACGAACUUGUGAUAUUUUAACAAUCAGUUAUAAAUGAGUGAAAGUGAUUUAUAAUGAGAAAUAAUUACAUAGACCUACAACAGUAUGUAUACAUAUAUGAAUUUUAGUUAUAUUUUUUUGGAGAAACAAUUUUCGUGUAUUUACAACUGGCACUUUCAAAUCGAAUUUGUUUGGUUUCAUUAUUUUAGAAAAAUAAUACACUAGAUUUUUUCAAAUAACAUUUUACUAUUUAUACUUUCUCUUCAGAUAAUACUUUGAGCGAAAUAUAUAAUUAUCAGUUUUAUAUAGUUUUCAUUACUUGAAUCUAAUAUCUAGUUGUGUUUCAACAUUAUUCUAACUUCUAAUAAAAGAAACAUUUUUAAUUUUGACCAAAAAUGUGUUUCUGUGUAAGACGUUUCUUGUCAAAAAAAAAUAAUAGAAAAUUGAAUAAAAUUCUAGUUUUCCAUAACCAACUUAUAUUUUAAAUAAAAUCCAUCAAAUAUUUGUAUGAAGUUGCAAAGUAUAAUCUAUUGAUGUAUAAACAAUAUGUGGUUAUUAAAUUUUGCUUAUGAACAAAGAUGAUAAAAGAUUAAUUUUAAAAAUCCUGAUGCAACAUAGGUAUCUCAACUCAAAACUUUUUUAUUUAUAAUAUUGAGAUUCAGUUUAGGUUAGAUUUAGUUUGUACAAUAAAAUUUUGGAACCUG